AGCGUUGGAUCCCUUUUAAUUUGGAUGGAAUUAUCGCCGACCCUCCGGUAAAUACUCUACCCAUUUACCGGUCUACAUUUGCAUGCUCCUGAUGCCAUGUCCACAAUCGCAAGCUGGCAACUCCAAAAUACUGAGUUCACCGUGUCCAUAUAAUACCAUAGGUCGUCGCUCUGUAGGCACAAGGCUCCUGCGAUUUACAUGCAUUUUUGCUGCGGGACCGAAUUUUAACGCAACUUGGAAAGUUGAUAUCUAUCGGGAGUAUGUAACCCCGCCCAAAGUUCUCGUGAUACGUAUAAAGGAGAAAUGAUCUUAGAGAACUAUUUUCGACGUCUCUUUUUCUCCCCCCUCCUGUCAUUUCACCAUGCCUGCGAAAAUCUACACCUCACCCGACCCGUCUGUGCCUAUCGUGAGCCGAUCCAUUUUCACACAUCUCUUGGCCAUCGAUGGCGACCUUGUUGGAGGACACCCAGCUAGCCUACCGGCAUUCGUGGAUUCCGCGUCGGGAACAACAAUAACGCGUGCACAACUCAGGUCUCUUGCCCUUUCUCUGGGUUACGCCCUGCGGAAUCAUCCAAAGAUCGGCGCGAAGCGGGGGGAUGUUGUUCUUGUCUACUCCCAGAAUUCUCUAGCAUGGCCUGUUGUCGUCUUCGGGUCUAUAUCUGCUGGCCUACGUACAACUUUCGCGAAUAGCGCAUACACGAGUCGUGAAUUGGCUCACCAAUACACGGAUAGUCGUGCCAGCUAUGUCUUCACAACGGAGGAGGGCUUGCCUACAGUCAGGGAGAUGUUUAGGACCGUUGGUGUGGGAAGUGCCGGCGACGAGAAGAUCCUUCUAUUAAGUAGCAGUUUAGCCUGGGCCGGUGGACCCGAUACUCCGAGGGCCCCUCACACUGCGGGCUUACUACGGAUAGAUGAUUUACUGUCGCUCGGGAAGCUGAAGGAGGAAGACAAGUUCGAAGGUCAUCUUGCUCAAGAAACUGUUCUCUUGUGCUACAGCUCCGGAACUACAGGAAAACCCAAGGGUGUUGAGACGAAGCAUCAAAAUCUGACAUCUGUGGUUGAUAUGUCCAACUUGGCCCUAAAUUAUAUUGCCGGAGGGCCAAUCCUGGGUGUUCUUCCUUUCUAUCAUAUAUACGGUGCCGUCAAGUUGCUAUUGUUCCCCCUCAGGUGCGGUAGUCCGUGCAUUAUUCAGCCACGCUUCGACCCUGCGCAGUUUUGUGCCAACAUCGAACGGUAUAAAGUCAAACUUGCGUUGAUCGUCCCGCCGAUAAUGGUUGUCUUCGCCAGACAUGCGGCUGUUGAACAAUACGAUUUGACGUCUCUGAAAGUACUGAUUUCAGGUGCCGCACCUUUGGGAGCAGCACUGACGAAACAGGUCAAUGAUCGACUACAUGCAAGGAAUACAAACUGCGCCAUUGUACAAGGUUAUGGUCUGACCGAAACUUCUCCUAUGACGCAUCUACUUCCACCACAAGACGCCGAAAGGAAGAUGGGUAGCAUUGGCGUUCUCUUGCCGAAUCUUGAAGCCCGACUGGUCAACGAAGAUGUGGACGCGGCAGAAGGCCAACCCGGCGAACUCUGGAUACGGGGGCCUACUGUUAUGAAGGGUUACUUAAACAACGUCGAGGCAACCAAAGAAGCUAUCACACCAGACGGAUGGUUCAUGACUGGCGACGUCACCAUCCGCGAUAAGGAGGGAUUCUAUUUUAUUGUGGAUAGACGGAAAGAACUUAUCAAGUACAAGGGUUUCCAAGUUCCUCCGGCUGAGCUGGAAAGCGUACUAUUAAGCCACCCUGAUAUUGCAGAUGUGGCUGUAGUUGGAGUAUAUGAUGCAGAGGAAGCGACAGAACUACCGAGAGCCUAUGUAGUCCCCGCCAAACCUCAAAAUUUAAGUACCGAUAUCGAGAGGCAAACGUUCGCGCGGGAUGUAUCCUCAUGGAUACAGACCAAGGUGGCGAGACACAAAUUCUUGCGGGGCGGGGUCACUGUUAUCGACGUUGUGCCCAAGAGUGCGGCCGGAAAAAUCCUUCGCAGGGAGCUACGCGACCGUGCGAAGGCCGAGUUAGAGAGGAAGACUCCAAAGGCAAAGUUGUAAGAUCGUAUCAUAGUAGGAG
Molecule: messenger RNA, 2114 nt
Organism: Guyanagaster necrorhizus
Lineage: Eukaryota; Fungi; Basidiomycota; Agaricomycetes; Agaricales; Physalacriaceae
Product: AMP binding protein
Exons: 14
Coding region: 362-2095 (577 amino acids)
Molecular function (GO): CoA-ligase activity
Source: RefSeq, a predicted model, not a curated record